UCCUGAAUAGUAUUUUAAGAUUGCGUUUUAAAUUUUGUACAAAAAAUAUUGUAUAUUUUAAUAAUGGAUUUCUUUAAGCCACUUCACCGAAUACCUGAAGAGGAAAGUGAGGAGGAACACACGCCAUUUAAUUCUUUUUACCAGUUUGAUGCGUUCAAGGAGUUUAUGGUACAUCUCCGAUUUAAUCACUUGGUGCAGGAUAAAAAGGUCAAGCUCAGUCAAAAACUGGAGCUCGCUCUUGAGAAAAACAUUGGUCCCCAUGCCCAUGUGAUACUCAACGAGAAAGUCUACAAGUGCCAAGUCCUGAUGCUCCGCAUCUACUGCCAGCUCUUCAAGGACAACCUCAAAUUCAACGAACUCGUCAAGUUGCCGCCGGAUGCCAUUACCAAUGAGUCCUUUGAGUUGGCCUACGGCUGGAUAACCAGCAACAAUGUAUAUUGUCCCCGUGAUCAGUUGCUGGAUCUUCUGAAGGCCGCCACAUUCCUGAUAUGCCCUCCUUUGGUCGAAAGCAUUUUAAAGUGUCUUGGCGACCAUAGGUAUUUUUUUGGAGUCCACGCCUUCACGUGUUAUUUGAAUGCCCUAGAAAUGGGCGAUAGCUUUGUUGCCGACAUGAUGUUAAAGAGGGUGGGCCGGGCCUUCUUGGUCCUGGUGGGUACCCAAGAGUAUCUGGACCUGAAUGUAAACUGCCUGUGCGAUCUACUCAGCUCCAAUUACUUGGAAGUUCAGUCCGAAAUAGAGAUUUUUUACUCAGCUCUAGUCUGGAUACUAUCAGACUACCAGCAUCGCAAGAAUUAUGCUGCCCGUGUGUUGAGCAAAAUACGUUUCCAUAUGAUGCCGCCAGCUUUUCUUCUUUAUUGGACAUUCAAUCUCGAAGAAUUUGAGGAAGAACUUGCGGGUAUGAUAUGCAAGUGCCUUUAUAAUGCCAUGCUGACCCAGCAGGAAAAUUAUAUGGAAUUGUUUAUGUCAAACUACCAUAUUUUUGGGGAUCGUCUUUGGAUUCGGGAUCCCAAGUGUCCCUAUGCGAAAUUUCUCGAUUCGAACGAUAGCUGCGAAUUUUCAUACGCCUAUUUUUUCCACUAUUUGUGGCAAAUUCGAAAAUCACCCAAAUCAUAUAUGUCUCGGGUCCAGAAUGUCGAGUACUACGAAGAUUCGCUAUUCGAACGUGCGACAGCAGAAGAGGACUCCCAUUAUGAUUACGCGCCAUCUUUUUCAUUUUAUCCGAAAAAUGGUGAUAGGUCCAAAAAAGACUUGGAUACCGAGGAAGAUUUUAGGAAAUCUGAAACCGAUAUGAGUCUCAUGACGGUUAAUAGUCGAGGUACUUUCAAAGAGAAAGCAUUUGCCAAAGAAGAUUUUAAUACGGAUAAAGACAAUGACUUGGGCUCCGAUACAGAACUCGAUUCCUUUACCUACUUUUAUAAGCACAAAGAGCAAACUCUAGGUUCUAACAAGGAAAUCGAAACAGAUUUACUUGAGGAUUCAUUUUCGGAUUCCUCAACGGAUUGUUCUUCAACAGAUUCUGAAAAGGAAUUCGGUGGGUAUUCUGUUGAUGAGUCCGAUUCAGAUCCCUUUGCAGACCUUGCAGUGGAUUCCACUGCAGAUCUUAAAACCGAAACGGAAAAAAACAUAAAUUAA
Molecule: messenger RNA, 1632 nt
Organism: Drosophila gunungcola (fruit fly)
Lineage: Eukaryota; Metazoa; Arthropoda; Insecta; Diptera; Drosophilidae
Exons: 2
Coding region: 64-1632 (522 amino acids)
Source: RefSeq, a predicted model, not a curated record